Messenger RNA from Saprolegnia parasitica CBS 223.65, 3840 nucleotides. RefSeq lists its product as hypothetical. The record is from RefSeq and is a predicted model, not a curated record. Gene Ontology annotation, molecular function: protein binding. The transcript has 11 exons. Lineage: Eukaryota; Oomycota; Saprolegniomycetes; Saprolegniales; Saprolegniaceae. The coding region runs from base 1 to 3840 and encodes 1279 amino acids.
AUGGCCGACGAGCCGCGAGGCGAUGGCGACGACGCCGCGAACGACAAGAUCUCGAUCCGGCCCGAGUACGUCAUUCUUGUGCUCGGCGUGCGCGGGUCGAUUCAAAGCAACGUCGAGUUCUGCUCGGACGCGACCUUGCUCUUUCCGACGGCGCACCACCUCGGGCUCUACAACGUGGACCGCAAGACGAUGGAGUUCUUCCACCCGACGCGGGGCGUUCGGUCGGUCCAGAGCAUGUGCCUCUCCACGAACAAGGAGCUCCUCGUCGUCUGCGAACAGUCGGGCCCGCGCUUCUCCCGCAACAACAUUAGCGAUCAGCUCGGCGUGACACCCAACCAAAUCUCUAUUUACAAGGUGCUCACACGCGCUCGGCUCAAGACGCUGCCAUCGCAGUCGCACGCACCCAUCUUGUCGGUGGCCUUCUCGGCAGACAACAAGUGCCUCGUGACCCUUGAGGACGCGCCGACGCACCGUAUUGCCUAUUGGAAGUGGGCCACCUCCAAGCUUGUGGCCCACGCGCCGUGUCCGUCGCGAGGCACGCGCAUUCGCAUCUCGCCGUUCAAUCCCAACUUUGUGACCAUCUCGGGCCCGAUGGUGCUGCGGUCGUGGACGCUCACGACCGCCGCGGACUUGCGAAUGAGCAGCCUCGUGCCGCAGAUCCGCGAGCAAGAGCACUUUGUCGAUCACGUGUGGGUCCGGCAGUACCUCGUGACCAUCUCCGAAGUCGGGACGCUCCUUAUCUUCCAAGGCGCCGACGACGGCGUCGAGCUCGUGCACUCGACCAAGCUCAGCGCGCUCCAAGCCACGUUUCAGGUCGGCAAGGUGCAGACGAUCAGCGCCAGCGCCAAGGGCUUUGUCCUCGCGGGCACGUCCGGUCUCUUUAGCGUGUUUGAAUUCUCGGACGACCCGAAAGACCCGUUCAUUCUCAUUCGGUCCAUGUCGGCGGGCGACUUCGCCAUCGAAAGCGUCGCGAUCUCGCCCAACUGCGAGAGCGCGGUCGCGUACACCGACACGCAGCGACUCGUGACCUUUGCCAUGGGGUCCAUCGACGUCGUCCAAGACAGCACGACCGAAUUCCGCGACCUGAUUCCCAACGGCAUGCACGCAGGGGCCAUUCUGGCCGUCGACGUGUGCCUGCAAAAGCCGCUGCUUGUCUCGUGCGGCGUCGACAAGUCGCUGCGGUCAUGGAACUACCAUCUCGGGUCGUACGAGGUCGUGGCGAUGCUGACAGAAGAGCCGACGACGCUGAGCCUGCACCCCGCGGGCUUUCAAGUCGUCGUCGCCUUCAAGGAGCGCGUCCGCAUCUACAAUCUGAUCCAAGAAGGGCUUCGGGUGCUGCGGGAUUUUAGUAUGAAAGCGUGCAGCGUGCUUCGCUUCGCCAACGGCGGCCACAUGUUUGCGUGCGGUGCGGGCUUGACCGUGUACAUUUACCACACGUAUACGUGCGACCUGGCGUACACGCUCACGGGCCACAUCAACACGAUUCAGUGCUUGGCGUGGAGUGCCGACGACCUCCUGCUCUACUCGGCCGGCAACGACGGCACCACGUACUGCUGGAACGCGACCAACGGGAAUCGCUGCGAUGACAUGCAACUCGUGAUCAAGCACUGCAAGAUCACGGCCACUGUCGUCGACCAUCUCAACCCCAAGCUGGUAGCCAUCGCGGGCUCCGACGGCCAUCUGCGCGAAAUCGUCGCCGGCGACGAGACCAAGAGCUUGGACCUUGGCGUGCCACUUACCGCCCUCGCGCUCACCAAGUGGCUCUUUGUGGGAACGCGCACGGGGUGCAUCUAUGUGUUUCCAUGGCCCCUGGGCGCGCAAGCCGUGCCCAACCAAGAUCUGAGCGUGCACAGCGAGCCAAUCACGACGCUCCGCCUCACAGACGACGACCGCGUCCUGGCGAGUGCGUCCCAGGACGGGUGCCUCGUGCUCUUCAAAGUCGAUGAAAACAUGGUCGGGCUGCCCGAAGACGUGGCCCACCGCCCCAAAGCACUCGCGACCGACGCGGUUCUUGUCUCGCGCGAAGAAAUUGAGGACAAGAACGAGCAGCUCACCGACAUUUUGCAGAAAUACGAGCAAGUGAAAAGCGACAUGGACUUUUCGCUGCAUAGCAAGGAGAACGAGUGGCUCGACCGCAUGCGCCUCCUCAAGGACGAGUGCGAGCACUCGCUCGUCCAAGAGCGGAUCCGGUACACGCGCGAGAGGUUUGAAUCGUUGUCUCAGGAGAGUCCCUAUCGACUAGGUACGAAGAGCUCGAGAUGCGGUACCAGAGUGCGCUGCGCAAGCACAGUGAAGACUUUGCCCAGAAAGAGUCGAAUCAUGCCAAGUUUUCCCAGGUUUAUUUCACUUUUUCAUCGUUUAUUGUUUCAAAAGGGUACAACCUGGACAAACUUUCCUGUCGAGCUCAUCAAGCGCGUCAAAGACGACCUUUCCUACAACCACGUGAAAUUCGAGGAAAUUCUAAGUCAGCAAGAAGAAGACUACGAAUUCCAAAUCCAAAAGCUCAAGGCCGAGUACGAAGAGCAGUUGGCAGGCGAGCGCCAAAACACGGCCAUCAAGGAGACACAAAUCACGGGCAAAAACAGCAAGCUGGAUUCGCUCAAGAAGAAAAUUCAAGAGCUCAAAGCGAACGCGUCGGCGCGGGACAUCUUGCUCGCGACCGAGCGCGCCAAGACCGCCAAGCUCGAAGCCGCGCUCACCAACUACGAAAAGUACUUUGACGCGCUCCAAAAGAACAUUGACGAGAAGGAGAAGAACGUGCAGAGCUUGAAAGCAACCAACCACGUGCUCGAGAGCUUCCGCUUCGUGCUGGACAACCGGGUCGAAGAGCUCCAGAACGAGAAGGCGCCCAUGCAAAAGCUCAUCAUGGGGCUCGAAGCCCAUAUCCACGACGUCCAAGACGAGAUGGUCGAUGAGUUUCACCACAAGGACGUCAUGGACGAGACGCUCGCAGCGCGCGACAUCAAGAUCAAGGCGCUCACGAACGAAGUGAACGCGCUCCGGCUCCAGACGCGCAAGAAAGAGUCGACAAUUGGCGCCAUGACCCGCGAGUUUGCGCGCAUCGUGCUCAUUUCGAACCCGAAAGAGCUCGAACGGGCCGUCAAGGACGCGUACAUUGUGUACGUCAAGGGCGAAGCACCGAAAUCCAAAAAAUUCCAUACGACGUCCUCGAUCCUGAGCUCGCCCAGCAAGGUGGCACUGGCGGACGCGCCGCUGCUGGCGGACGACAACAAGGAGGUCGUCCAAGAGACGUGCAAGCAGCUGACACAUGAACCAGCUUCGGAAAAAAACAAGACGCUCGAACUCAAAGUGAAGGAGCUCGAGAGCGCCUUGUAUCUGGCCGAGACCGCCAAGAAAAAGCGCGCGGCGCAGUCGCCAGCGGCCAAGCUCUCGCCCCUCUUGCGCAAGGCCUCGUCGGCGGCGGCCAUCGCGUCGCCGGGGCGGCUCGUCGUCGGCAGCGUCUUGCCCUUCACUGCGAUUGAGCGCGAGCGUGACCUGCAUAAAGUGGCGUCAAUGCCGGCCGUCCACGAGUACCAAGCAAAGAUCGACAAGCAAACGCGCGAGAUUCAGCGCCUCAAGACCCAAGUCCAGCUCCUUUUGGAAAAGGAAGCGACCAAACAGGACGCGGAUCCGGCCCAAGGGGUGGGCAGCCUCAUGCUGCCGACGUACCCAGAGCCCCCGUCGCUCGCGACGAGUCCGACGGCGGCGCAGACGAUCCACAGUAUCUCGCGGAAAACCGACUCGACGUUUAGCUUUUUAGCCAUGCAGCCAUUGCCCAACAACGACGAUGACGACAAUUAUGGUUAUGGCGACCACGCUAAUACCGCCAGUCCGUCUUAA